GUCCAUCCCACAUGGGCCCCGCGGGGGAGGCGCCGGCGGUGGUGACAGAGGCGCAGGGCUGGCGGCUGCACCUCUCGAGUCGCAGCAGCACCGGCUACGCAGGCGUGCGCAAGCAGGAGCAGGCGUCGGGCUCGCGCGGCCGCCGACUUCCCUCUGGGCGUCGGGCCGCUUCGCGGCGUACCACACGGUGGACGGACGACGGGUCUACGACGGCUCUUCGACUCGGCGGUGGAGGCGGCGGUGGCACGCGCGGGCGGAGGGGUCGGUGGACGGACAGGUCGCCGCCCGCCGGGCGCGAGGUGCGCUAGACUGGGAGACCACCUCACUAAGGAGCCUGGACCCAGUUCUCAUGAUUGUACAUGACUAGCGAUGUGUUAUAGUUC
This is a messenger RNA of Emiliania huxleyi CCMP1516, 383 nucleotides long. RefSeq lists its product as hypothetical. The annotation marks the transcript as partial. The transcript has a single exon. NCBI's taxonomy places the organism in Eukaryota, Haptophyta, Isochrysidales, Noelaerhabdaceae. The record is from RefSeq and is a predicted model, not a curated record.